This is a messenger RNA of Thelazia callipaeda (thelaziosis nematode), 3807 nucleotides long. The record is from the annotation of a GenBank genome assembly. NCBI's taxonomy places the organism in Eukaryota, Metazoa, Nematoda, Chromadorea, Rhabditida, Thelaziidae.
AUGCCAAAACGUUUCGCCGUGGUUGAAACUCACGUAGCAUGCGCAAUCCAACUCAGUCCAAAACAAGUACCAAAUGUUGACGUUACUUUUUCACGUACUGUUAUUUUAUUCAAAUUUCCGGCAAUUAAUAGAGCAAAAACUGUGAUCAAAGAUUUCAAUCAGUCACGUAGUUUUUGGAUGGAGCAAAGAUCUCGUGAAAUGAGGAAUAAAGAUAAAACUUCGUCAGAUUCACCUAGAAAUUCAAUUUUAGAUGCAACGAACAAUUUAGUUAUGAAUAUUACUAUAUUGUUUCGCGAUCGAAGUGUGGUUUGUAUUCCACUUUACAGUAAUAAAAACCGUCCAUUCACGUCGGCUUUGCUAUUUGGAUUAAAAGAUGCGGAAGUGGGCGUGAGUCUACUCGGCAAAACCAAAGCUGAAACCAAAUUUACAGAUUUCAAAAUUGUUUUUGCGGAAAAUUUUGAACACUCAAUGGACGAAUGUUGGAUUAAUGGUCAAGAAACAACGCCAACUAAUUUUAUGCUUUUCCCACGUGGUAUCUGUGAAUUUCAUCUCAAUACAGUAAAAAGUGAAAGAACUCAACGUCGACGUUUGAUUGCAUCAGUUCAUUGCUCAAUAAAAGGAUUAACUUUUGACCUUGAUAGCAGCAUCGGAAACUUAAUAGGUGCUGUGAAGAGUACUUGUUCAGCAGUUGAUGAUGAUCAAGACCUAGAUCCGAGUGAAUACAAAUCCGUGAAGACUUGUUUAGACGAAGUUGCAUACAAUGAUGACAUUGAUUCUAAAAGCGAAUUCGCAUCACUAGUCAAACUAGAAAGUAGAAUUCGCUGGGUGGAGAACAAAAUUUUCGAACAAACACGAAAGCUGACGGGAAUACGUUUGCAAAAACCAACGGAUGCCACGUACGAAUGGGAAUUACGACGUUUGAAGAAACUGCAAUUAGUUCGAGUGAAGCAAUUCAAGGAAUCAAUGCUCGAUCGUUUGAAGCGAAAUAAACUUCGAGAAAAACACUUUAAAAAAACAAACGUUAUCAAAACUAAGCUAGAAGAUGUAGGAGAAGGUGAAGAAGAAGCAAACGAAGAAUCAGUGUCAGUUACCGGGGAAUUAUCGACGGAAUCUGUUAAAGAUUCAGCAGUUUUGAAGCCACCAAGUAAUAUUGCAGCUGGCACAGCAUUACGGCAACUUGAAAUGAUUGCUGAGAUGAAAGAUAACAUCGCAAGAGAUGAUAACGUCAUUAAUGAUAAGCUUGCGAUAGGAUUUGAUAUGCGAUUUUUCGGUGAAGCUGGCGAAUGUACGCUACGAAAUAGAACGUUAACGGAUGCUAUGAGUACUGGUAGUACGCUUAAUGUCGACAAAAGAAGUUCAAAAGACAAGAAUACAGAGUUCACGCGAAUGUCACUGCCAAGCCUAGAAGCAAAAGCAUAUUAUUCUUCUGAUGAUAUCAUCAAAAAACCACAAACUAUAAUAAAAUCAAAACAAUCACUGAAAAAGGCCGGAAAUCUGAUGCCGUCUUUGUACAUCUCUGCGAAUGUCGCUAAUAUGCCGCAGGAGACAACUUUCACUCCACUUAUCGCAGACUUUUUGCAGGAGUUUCUAGAAACAUUACCACAUAACAUGCCACUUCAGGCUUUGAUCGGAAAAAUACCAAAUAUAAAACGUCAAACAAAAAGCUGUGUUUUUCAGCAUGAAAACGAAACUGACACAUUUAGCAUGACGGAUACGGAAUCAUUACUGACUGGGAUUGAUUCUAAAUUGAUGGUCAACAUUUUACUAGCCAUUACAAUUCAGUCAAGUGCUAUUCGUUUCGAGGCUCGUCAGCAGCGACUUGGCGCUAUGGAUUUAUUAUUACAGUUACCAUCUUUGAAGCUUAUUGCUUCAUGUAGAAACAGUACUGUCAAGAAUGAUUUGCAUGUUUCAUUAUGUUUACGAUCUUUUUCGGUUUGUUUCUACAACCCUCAUCAGCCUUCUCCAUUAGAUGCGUUGUCGCUUACAUUGGAUAGAUUCAUGGUUGCCAUCUCUCGUUCAAGCGUACUUUUAUACAGUUCUACGCACGUGAAGAUAGCUAGCAUAAUUGAUAUUGGUCAAGCAACUUUUACAUAUGAUAUGCGUAAACUUUCUGAACUGAUCGCUUUCCCACGUCCGUGGUAUCGUAAAGCUAUCGCGCAGCGUUUACUUCUCGGACGUAAUCAAUCAACAAAAGCUGCAUCCACAACUCAUUCAUCAUCUUCGCGACCAGGAACUAAAACAAAGAAUAAGUUAGUGCUUGAAGCAUCAGUGAAAGUUAAGUGGGAAGCCUUCAAUGCUAAAAUUCAAAUGUCCAGUGCUAUGGCGUUUUGGUACAAAUUUCAGCUUCAUCCUUCUGUAGAACGAAAAUUAAAUAUUCAUUUUGCUUUGGGGCUUAUGACUCAUGAAGCUAGCGGUGGUGCCAUCUCAGGAACUCUACGAAUGACAAAUACAGCAUAUUAUUUUACUUGGACUUCCCUCGAUAACAAGCCAUCAUCGUUUUCAUCAAAAAUUAACUUUACCGAAUUAGAAAUGCGAAUUAAUUGGAUGAGUCGAACAGUUGUUGUAGCUAUCUUUGAUCAGCCAUCGCUGUUGAUCUACGAUGAAUGGAAGUUAUAUUAUGACCAGGAAGGAAAAGAACAAAUACGUGACAGUCAAGCGUUUCUUACGACUACGAGCACCACGUCAAAAGUAAUAAAUACUGUAAAAUCGCCAAAAAUGUUUCAUUGGGCAAAAGUCUUAGAUUUGGUCACAGAUAUUCAAAUGGGAAGUCUUGUUUUUCCCCUGCCAAAUGCUAAAAAUGGCAGUACUAUUGUUGGUGCACGACUUGUAUUUGCCGGAGAACAAGCAUCUCUUGUUCUUAUGGACGGGGAAAUUACGGCUAAUCGUUUUUUUUUCUUUAGAUGGGCAUUGUUUUAUUUAAAUCAUCCAACGUUAAUUUUUUCAAAUAUUGCGCAGUAUGCAUUUAUUGAUGAAAAACAAACUGUUGGCAUCGAUUUGAGGGAAAAAUUUUUGCUAAAAUUAAGCGGCUUAACCAAGCAAACUAAAUUACAUAGCAAUCAGUGGACAAGUGCUAUUUGCAAAGCUGAACGCCGUCAAGGGCAAACUUGGCCAAAACAAUCAACCGUUCGAGAGUGUCUAAUGAGUCGCAUUGAUGAUGCCUUGACGGAACUGUUCUCCCCAAGUCAAGACUCAAACAAACCAUUAGUCCUUGAAUUAUUCGAAUUGCCCGCAUUGGAUUCUGUCUUCACAAGUUUUCAAAAAGUAUCCAUUGACUGCGAUGAACUACGCAAUGUUAAAUCUAAAGUAGUAUCUAGUCUAGUGUGUGAUUUUCAUUAUGCUCUUGGAGUUCAAACAGAUUUCACGGCACAAGUUAGCUUCUUACCUGAACUGUUACGGUCUUACUUGAUCGAAAUGGUACGACAUCAGAUUAAUUUACCUGGAAACGUAUUAUUCUUACACCAGGACAAAAGAAAUCAAGAAGAAUCAAAAAAGUUAUCAAACAAACAAGGUGACGAGCAGAUCAAAUGUGAUCAACGUCAAUAUAUUUGUAAAGAGUGGAAAGUUGAUCCGAAAUUGCGCUUUAUCGAUAAAGUAAAGUGGGAUCCACCGGUUAUCGAUGAUAUUCUUCGCAAGUUACAAAUUUUUGAUCACAGAAAUACAAUACCAAAAGUAGUACAAAGACAUGCCCUCGACCAGUGCGAUGUAUUCGCAUCGAAAGCAUUGUUUCUCACAGUGAAAACUGCAAAAGACGCAUCCAUAAAAACUAACGUAAAAUCACGCCGAAAUCCACCAGACGCCAUGCGUUGA